Stereum hirsutum FP-91666 SS1 is the source of this 1162-nucleotide messenger RNA. RefSeq lists its product as uncharacterized. The coding region runs from base 17 to 895 and encodes 292 amino acids. Gene Ontology annotation, molecular function: protein serine/threonine kinase activity; ATP binding. The transcript is spliced from 4 exons. NCBI's taxonomy places the organism in Eukaryota, Fungi, Basidiomycota, Agaricomycetes, Russulales, Stereaceae. The record is from RefSeq and is a predicted model, not a curated record. Gene Ontology annotation, biological process: protein phosphorylation.
UGGGUUCUCUAACUGGAUGAGGCGCGUACAACCGCAGAGUAUUCGGCUCUUUUAUAAUCCAAGUAUGAAGCCUUUAUGCGGAUCGUUCAAGACGAUGCAUGUCGGAACAACUGAGCCUCCGUUAUUCGCGCCCACUUCCAGGGUUGCUGUGAAGCAGGCCUACUCAAAGGACGAGCGCACGGGUAGUCGUACCAUCCGAAGCGUCGCAUCCCAGAUCAGGCUGCUUAGCAGUGACAUUUUCUGCCGACAGUGGGCCCAUGCCCUUACCGACGACCUGGUAUACAGGUUCAUCGAGUCCCACGACAAGGAAUAUGGCUCCCCUCCUUCCGAUAGCCUCUGGAUACCCCAAUUUAGAUAUGUCGAUGCUGCUCUGGCGAUCAGGCGGUCUCCUGAUGGCGAUGACGAGGACGCCUUCUUGCUCGAGGAGCUCGUUGACGGCGAUGUGGACGGAAGAUGGCGAAAAUACAUCAAUAAUAAUUCUUCCGUUCCCAUCCCCGCUGACGACCUUCACGACCAGCUUCGGAGCGAGUUCCUUGCCUUCUGUCAGCAUGUACAGUACUGGAAGACUUCCGGCUUAGCGUUCGUUACCGACUUCCAAGGUGGAAAUACCAUGCUGUCUGACCCACAGAUCAUAACCCAUCCUGGCUUGGGUGACCUUUUCAGCAACGGAAACCUCGUCAAGACACACUCCAACUUCGAAAAUGAACAUGCCUGUAACGCAUACUGUGAAUGGUAUGGACUUCCGAAAUCUCACUCCUUUGCUGCCGAUAGUAAGGAGGCCCAAGCCUCUUUUUCGGCUGCCUCGAGUGCUCAAGGUAACGCUCAGCGCCGGAAGGGAUUGCCUCAACAGUCACACGGAAGCAAAGUCAUGGAUCUUGGGUCGACAAAGGGCUAAUUCACUUUUCUCUGGCGCCUUACUCGUACUCGAAUAUUGCGUCCCCGUCUACUCUAUCGUUUGACGUUACAUUUUAUGUAUUUUCCCCGGUUCGGACUCUUACCAACUCAUUACAUUCAGCUUUAGCUCUAAUUCUCUUUUCUCUUCCAAUUUCGCCUCGUUUAUGCCUCCCAACUCUAUUCGUGCGUUCUCCCUUAUCGCAGAUCCCCUUCCUAUUUUUCUUGGGUGCAACAUGCUCCCUAACUGAGACGUACAAUUACAGCUUUU